CUCUGCAGGGGUGGCUCAAUUGGAAACAGCUCCCUGGGUGUGAGGCUGGUAGUAAACUCAGGAGGCAGUGAGAACAGGAAGUCAAGUCUCCUCUGGCCCCAGGGCUCUCCUCUCUACGCCCUUGGGGAUGGAACUUCCUGUAAAGACUCCAUCUUGUUAGUCUGGCUCUGACAAAGUGAGUUGGAGCUUGCUCUCAGCUUGCUCAGCAGCCUUCCUCAAUCUUUCAGAGAUUCAAAUUGCCAGACGACACAGAUUCCCUGCAGAAGGACCUCGUGAGGAUUUUGGUGGCCAGACACAUAAUGGGUCACAAUUCCCAAGCUAACACCCUUCAAAGAAGAGCAAGAUGCUGGGGUAUUUUUCGAAGGAGAUUUCCAAAUUGGUCUGAACCAGUCAGUGCUGCCAUGAAUAUUUCAUCCCACCAGCAGCAAGAAGGAGAUUCAGCAAUGAAUGAUGCCCACAUGGAUUCUGGAGUUAGAUACACUCCCUAUGUCAUCCCAUCCCAUCAUUGGAGAAGCAAUUUAUCCAAACAAGACCAGACCCAUGGUAAUAUGGAGAGGGCGCAAAAACCUCCAGAGCGAAGAACUGAGGGAAACAGGCAGAAUGGAACCUUAGGGAGCUGGUUCAAGAUCACAAUUCCAUUUGGCAUAAAAUAUGAAGAGAAGUGGCUGCUGAAUUUGAUUCAGAGCCAGUGCAAUCUCCCUUUUACUCCGGUUGAGUUUCACUAUGAGAAAAUGCAGGCCCAGUUCUUUGUUGAGAAUGCCAGCAUUGCCUUCGCGUUGAAGAAUAUUGGUGAUAAGAUUCGGGAUGAGGAUAAUGAAAAGAUAUCAAUCUUUGUCACUCCUUCUGAGGUACCCUGCUCUAUUAAGGAUCUGCAGUCAGAAAAGGUAGAGCAAGUGAAGUUAACCAUGAACAAACAAUGUGAUGCCUCCCAUCAAGCUCUUGACAUUCAGAGACCCCCUGUAGAACCAAACUUGAUGACCCAUGCUAUUGAAAUGGCACCGAAUCCUAGAAAGCACAUGGUUACUUCCUUGAAUAUUCCUGAAAAGAACAAACCCAAUCUUUCCUUGCCAACCUACCAGCUGGUUGGCAUGAUGGAUACUAUGCCAAAGGAUCUCAGUAUUGAAAACCCAAAUGUCUCCAAAAGUAAGGUGAAGUCUGCAGGGAAGAUGGACAGCGGGAAAGGGCUGGAACCAGAAGAGAUGUGUGCAGACAGAAACUCUCUGUGCACCACCUUCCUGGAUAAGUCCAACAACAUGAACUCCAUCCUGGAAUUGUUUCCCAAGUUAUUAUGUCUGGAUGGGCAGGAGUCACCUAGACCAACUCUAUGUGGCAUUGAAGCUCACAAGAAGUUACCAACUUGCAAGGGAAGUUUCUUUGGAUCUGACAUACUGAAGAAUCUGGUCCUACAGUUCCUACAGCAGUAUUACUUGAUCUAUGACUAUGGAGACCGAAAGAGUCUCCUGGGCACUUAUCAUAUUGAGGCCUGCUUUUCUCUGACCAUUCCGUUCAACCCCAAGGAUCCAGCCCUGAACAGCUUUUGUGAGUAUUUCAAGUAUAACAGGGAUAUAAAGAAACUCAAGGAUUCCUACCAGUGGAAGCAACUGAAGCACACAAAACGUGACAUCUUGGAUACCCUCUGCGUGCUGCCCAAGACUCGGCAUGACCUCAGCUCCUUUGUGGUGGACAUGUGGUUCCAGACGGAAACAAUGCUCUGCUUCUCUGUGAAUGGUUUGUUCAAGGAAGUGGAAGGAAAGUCCCAGGGCUCUGUUCGUGCCUUCAUCAGAACCUUCAUCGCUAUUCCUGGAAGCAAUUCCAGCCUGUGCAUCAUCAAUGAUAAGCUGUUUGUGCGGGACCCUAGCCCCCAGGGGAACCAGAGCCCCUUCUGCAUCCCUAUGGCCACAUGUUCCUCCACCUCUGUGCCUGCCCUCUCCGAGGAGCAGCAGGAAAUGGUACAGGCUUUCUCUGUCCGGUCUGGGAUGAACCUCAGGUGGUCUCAGAAAUUCCUUGAAGAGAACCACUGGGACUACAUCAGAGCUACACAAGUUCUUACUAUGCCCAAGGUAAAGGGCAUGGUCCCAGAGGAGACCCUCAAAAAGACUGAUCCUGAAACUUAAGUACAAAACCCUGAGAAGAAAUUCCUGGGUGUUGUCAUCUUUAUCUUCUUCAUCUUUGUUGCAUUUUUUGUUCUAGUAUGUGUAUUUCUCUAUGACUGACCUGGUUGUGACUGAAAGCCAAAUUCUAACUUGUAGGGCUAACUCUCAUGCAUCCAGAGUCAAGUAUUCCAUGCAUUUGCUCCACCUCCCAGGAUGCCUGUUUAUUUUCUUAAUAAGAAUGAUGUUGUCCAUUAAGUUAAACCUGCAAAAAUCCAUUUGAGACAGGCUUUACUCUCUAAGUUCUGCAGAGAAAGAAACAGAUACUCAGAAGGAGCAAUUCCUGGGAAGGAGUGGAGUAGAGACUCAAAUUUUGGACCCACAUUUAGACCAGAGCUGUGCCCCAAAGAGCUGUGUGGCUUUCUAGGCUGGAAGUGCUCUCUAACACUGUUAAACUUGGCCAUUGGUGUUCUAGGUCCCUAGUGCAUUAGUUAGAUAGUUUUAUGCAGAGAAGUAUUAGUUUCUUAGCCAUACAAAUUUAAGAACAACCCCUUUCACAGGAAAUAGCAUUAAAGAGCACAUGGAAUCCUAUGAAAAAAAUGCCAACAUAUAAGAACUGUCAUACUGUUAAUAUUCUUGAUAAGUAAAGAAAAGGCAGAGAGAAAGGUAACUGACAUUAACCUUGAAUUGCCAUUAGAAGCAAUGAUUAUAAUCACAAAAUCUAUGAAACUCUGUUCAACCAUAAAACUAUGAAAACAUUAACUGUGAAUGUUAAGAUACUAAUUUAGAAAAGGAAAUUAAAUUGCUAUUUUCAGAAAAAUAUAUUGCAUUUGUAUGUAUGUACAUGUGCAAGCAUGUAUCAUAUAUUUUUAUUAGUUUUUUUUAAAGCUGCUCUAAUAAAGUACCAUAAACUAGA
Ictidomys tridecemlineatus (thirteen-lined ground squirrel) is the source of this 3006-nucleotide messenger RNA. It is a transcript of the gene Nxf3, whose product is annotated as nuclear RNA export factor 3. Gene Ontology annotation, molecular function: RNA binding; protein binding. Gene Ontology annotation, cellular component: nucleus; cytoplasm. The record is from RefSeq and is a predicted model, not a curated record. Gene Ontology annotation, biological process: poly(A)+ mRNA export from nucleus. Lineage: Eukaryota; Metazoa; Chordata; Mammalia; Rodentia; Sciuridae.